UCAUACCCCGUAGAUGAUUUUAAUAUUUUUUUUUAGUUGUUUAAGUUUUCUGGUAGCUCUAGGUGGUUCUGGGCACACUCAACACUGGUUGUUAAAAUAUCGACCCAAAGAGGGUAAGAGUCGCAAGGCGCAAGUCUGGAUGACACAAUUGUUGGACCAAGUGGUGGCGCCGGAGAACUAGGAAGCGGAUAAGGGAAUUGGUUGUAAUCUGGACAGUCCCCCGCGCGCGGGCGGUGGAUCCAACAGACCCUGAGUCAAUGAAUUGACAGAUUAAAUCUUAUUACUUAAAUCAGGAAGAAUUAAGAUUACAUAUAUAUAUAUGUAUUUGGAGUCGAGAUUAUUAGUAAUAUUAUAUUUCAAAAAUUAUAAUUUUAUUGCAACUAUUAGCAUCAUCUAUUAAUUUUAUUAUGAUUAUGAUAUUUACGGAAGUGUGUAAUGUUUUGAAUAAUUUCAAAAGUGAAAUUGUGUGCAAGUGUAAUUCGUAAUAAGAAUCCAAGUGGAUUUGAAAUUUAACUGAGGCUUUGUAUAUGAAAAUAUAUAAAUAUGUGACGACUAGAAUUAUUUUAAAAAGCAACGAACACAUAAGUGAAGAUUAAUUUUAAAAAAAUAAGAAUGAUAAUAUAUAUAGAUAUAUAUUUGAUUUAAUUAUAAUAAAUCAUUUAAAAUUUAAAUCAUAUUCUAUGAAUAUCAAAUAAAUAUUUUUAAUAAUAAUAAUUAAAUUAAACGAUAAUAGGCAUCGAAUACUCGAUCCACAAGUCCGAUAAUUAUUCUAAUGUAAGUGAUAGAUCAAAUCUAUGAUCUGUUUUAUUUAAAAAAUAUAUAAACAAAGAAAAAGAUAAUAAGCUCAAAGAAUCCACUUGUCAACGAGGAAAAGAUUCAAGGUCGACUAAAUAUGCCUCAACAUAUAACUUUCAUUCAUUCCGUUUAAACAAUAAAAAGAAACAAGAAAAAAUACGUCCAGGAAAUAAAUAAAUCAUGUCCCACCGGCAAAUUUUACCAAAUGAGGAGUCGUACCUGAAAUCAGGUCGACCCUCGAGAAUUUUUAAAACAAGUUUUGCGAAUCCUAAUCUUGAACGGCUUUACCGAGCUUCAUCACUUCAACAAAGACGAGGUGGACUUCAUUGUUUUCUUAUAUCAGCUAUACUUUAUGACAUGUAUAUGUUGAUAUCACCAGAUGUUGAAGUAACGACUAAAGGAAUUUUUGCUGUAUUUUUGGGUUUGAAUUUGGGACUAUUAGCUCUUGCUGAACGUGGCACUCGGGCUAGAGAUAAACUUUGGUCGACAAUGCCGCACUUGGCUUGGCAAUUAUCAACAGCUCAAAUAUUGAUACAUUUAUUUCUAAAAAAUAAUGUCGUCACACCAAGAGAUAGUUUCGGAUGGUUACUUUUACUUCUAUAUCUUCUUUUUGCUACUCUUCCGCUCAGACUUCUUCAUGUUGCGUUACUGGUACUUGGUACAGCUUCAACUUAUAUUGUUGCUGUUGUUGGACUAGCUAAAGUUCCUUCUCAAACGCCGCUUGAAGUUCUGAUAAUAACAGUGACACUGUCAGCUGGGGCAGCAAUUCUAGGAGCAUCAAGUUACUCAUUGGCAGAGUUCCAACAACGUCGAGCAUUCUUAGAGACCCGUCAAAGUUUGCAGGUUCAGUUAGUGAUCGAAGAGCAAAGUGCCGAGCAAGAAAGAUUACUUUUAAGUGUACUACCAGAACACGUGGCUGUUAAAAUGCGUCAAGAUUUGGGUGCAUCAUUUGAUACUCAAUUCAAAAAAAUUUAUAUGUCAAGGCAUGAAAAUGUUUCAAUUCUCUAUGCUGAUAUUGUAGGAUUUACAGCAAUUUCAUCAACAUACAGCGCAAGCGAACUUGUUAAAAUUUUAAACGAACUUUUUGCUCGUUUCGAUCAAUUGAGUGAACGGUAUGAGCAAUUACGAAUUAAAAUUCUGGGUGAUUGUUACUAUUGUAUCAGUGGUGCUCCAGUUGAGCGACCAGAUCAUGCAAUAUUGUGUAUACACAUGGGCUUAUCAAUGGUAGAAGCAAUAAAAUAUGUUCAAGCAACGACUAAAAGUCCUGUGGACAUGAGAGUCGGUAUUCAUACUGGAGCAGUACUUGCGGGUGUCCUUGGCCAGAGACAGUGGCAAUUUGACGUUUAUAGCAAGGACGUAGAGCUGGCUAAUAAAAUGGAGAGCAGUGGAAUGGCUGGACGUGUUCAUAUCUCAAAUGCAACAUUAAAUUUUCUCAAUGAUGAAUUUGAAGUUGAACCAGCGUAUGGGGAAAAACGUGAAGAAGCUUUAGCUAAAGCUGGAUUAGUUACUUAUUUUAUUGUUAGGACAUUGAAACCAUUUAAACCGGCUAUAACUAAAAGUCUCGCAUCACUUGCUGAUGCUGAAAAUAAUACUCAAAGGAUAAUGAAUCACGGUGAUAUAAAGAGUAAUAAUAAUAAUGUUAAUAGUAAAGAAGAUUCAGAUGAUUUUCGUGAACGAUUACGACAGGAACUCGGGAAUAGAGAUGGAGGAGCUGAAUUAAAAGGACAUGCUUCUUGGUUGACAUUACAUUUUACGGAUCCAAAUGUUGAGUCCGCUUUUCACUGUAGUGGAGAAGCAUUUUCACCAUUGUCACUGCUGGGCGGUCCCUUGGUGAUGGUUUGCGCUGCACCAAUAUGGAGAUUACAGCCCUGGGGACCUUUUACCUGGGGUGGCGCAGGUGUUGUGACUCUUUUUGGAGUUGUUCUCGCUGGUGCAACAUGCCUAAGUAGUGCCGUUCGAGCUCGAUGGCUUAGACGAACUCUUGCCCUACUUAUGAUUUUUUCUCUCAGUGUUUUUUUACUGCUGGAUAUGGUUAAUUGUGGGAUUGUUGAAGAUGUUGAUCCACCGACAAAUGCAUCCUUGAAUUGGUCACCACGUUGUCCUUAUCCAUCGUAUUAUUCUUACGUUGGAGUACUUGCGUUGAUUGUAAUUUCUAUGCCAACAUAUAUUAGUUACUUAGGCAAAUCAGUAUUAAUGUUUUUACUAGCUGGUGCACAAUGUUCGAUGAACAUUCUAAUGCUUGGACAUUGUCUUGAUCGUGAAGAUAUAGCUUCUACAUUACCACCACCUGAUCAGCCAGUUGCCUAUCCACUCAAGUAUUCAUUGUCAGCUACACUGCUUACUAUUGCUUCAACUCUUGUUGUUGUUUCAAGAUACGCAGAGAAAGCACGUAGAAUACUAUAUUUACGAGGUAGAGAAGUAGUUGCCCAGAGAGAACGUGCAGCAGAUAUGAAGCGAAGAAACGGUGCAUUGAUUUAUAACAUCUUACCGCCUCAUGUAGCUACAUACUUUUUGUCAACAACUCGGCAUCAUGACGAUCUUUACAGCCAGAGUUACGCUGAAGUAGGAGUACUUUUUGCAAGUAUGCCAAAUUUCGCUGAUUUUUACAGCGAAGAAAGUAUUAAUAAUCAAGGCCUUGAAUGCUUGAGGUUUCUCAAUGAAGUAAUAUCUGACUUUGAUGCGAUUCUAGAUAAAAGUGAGUUCAAGUGUAUCAUUAAGAUAAAGACGAUUGGCUCAACUUAUAUGGCAGCCUCAGGAAUUUCCGAAUGUGCAGAGCCUGAAGACGGGCCUAGAUGGGGACAUUUAUCUACACUAGUUGGAUUUGCUCUGGAACUAAAAAAAGCACUCUCGAUUCUUAAUGAACAAAGUUUCAACCACUUUGUUUUAAAAAUGGGUAUCAAUCAAGGGCCAGUUACAGCUGGUGUUAUUGGUGCUAGAAAACCUCAUUAUGAUAUUUGGGGUAAUACUGUUAACGUUGCUUCAAGAAUGGAAAGUACUGGAAAAGUUGGUCAUAUUCAAGUAACUGAUGAAACAAGACAAAUUUUAGAACCAUUCGGUUACGGUUUUAUUCAAAGAGGAGUGAUUUUUGUCAAAGGAAAAGGUCAAUUAUUAACUCAUUAUUUGGUAUCUAAAGAUGGGGUUAAUCUUGAGCUUGACAGCGAUUUACCAGUGGUCCCUACACACCCGAUUAUUUAUCAAUAAUUUAUCAAUCAUUAUUAUACACAAUCACUAAAAUUAUGAUCCUGAAGUUAGCAGGCAACUAAUAAUUUUCGGAUUUAUUUUUCAACAAAUCAAUUUCAAAAAAAAAAAAACUGAAAAUAUGGACAUGUAGAAAAUUAAAAAAGCCAUAGGUGCAAUUUUUUUAAUUUAUCGUUUUAAGAAAAACCAAAAAAAUAAUAGACGUCGUCUAACUUCAGUAUCAUCACAAAUUACUUUAUUAUAAAAUUAAUGAAAAAACAUAAAAAAUUUAUAAAAACGUAAUCAACGUCGUUGAUUAUUAUUCAAGAAUUGCAUAUAAUAUGUAUUGUAAUUAUCUACAGCAAACUUGGUACAUUUUGUGCUUUCACAAAGUUACAGAAAAAAUUUAAAAAACAAACAAAAAUGAGAACUUACUGUCGUUAAAUUAAAAAAUUACAAAAACUUAAUUUAACAUCUCUAAAUUGGUUGUUAAAAAUAAAAAAGAAAUAAAAACACAAUCAAACUAAUAUAUUAAUGUUACUUUAAAUACUUUUAUUUAAAAAUAUAUAUUAAUUGAACACGAAGAACGUAUUCUCUCUAAUGAUUACCAUUGUAAUUAUUAAAAAGAAAAAGAUAAUUAUAUUAUAAUAUCAAUAAGAAUAUCAUCGUAAUUAUAAAAUAAACUAUAUAUUAAACUAUUUAUUCUGAAUAAAGCGAGUACGUUCUUCAUGUAUGUGAUAAUUUUAACUAAUUAGUCCAUGUGUAUAUUUUAUUAUACUGACAAUUUAAAAAAAAGUAAACUUAUGACUGUGUGAUUGUGUAACUGUAUGUAGAGAAAAAAAAACAUUGAAAAAAAAAUAAUACAAAUAAUUACGUAAGAUCUAUUGCAUUGUAGUUAUCUGCCACUGCGAGAAUUAUUUAUUAAAUGAAUACUUACACUUUGUACGUCUGAUUGAAUAUGUGGUAUGACUACUUUGAUAGUAAAAAAAACAAUCUAUAAAGAUUAAAAAAUAAUGGUGCGUUACUUAAUUAGAUUGGACACUUAUAAGUAUAUAUAUAUAUAUAUAUACAUGUAUAUAGAUUUAUAUAAGGGUGCUUCGUUUGAGAUGAUUAUUUUCUUUUUCAAGUCCCAUAAAAAAAAUUUAUUAACUUAUUGAAUCUUUAAUUUAUAAUUUAGAAAGGCAAGAGCAAUCGAUCGAUUUCGAAUUGGGUUUGAACCCAAGCUUUCCUUCACGGUGCAUGAGUACCAUGUCAGAUUAUCAUUGUACGUAUUGAAAAAAAAAUUCUCACAAAAUAUCAGCCCUUAAUUUUAAUUUUAAGCACUCGAUAGUUAUUUUUGAAAUUUACCCGCCCUCGCAGAUUUGAAUCACGGUGGAAACACCGUGGAAGUGUAAAAACCGUGGAUCCACUGUGGUUACACGGUGGGUUUGUUCCAUUUCACCACCGGGUAUACACAGUGUAUCCACUAUGAUUACGCGGUGUAUCCACCGUGAUUCCACGGUGGCUUGACCACUGUGUAUACAUGGAGUUUCCACUGUGAUUACGCGGUGUAUCCACCGUGAUUCCACGGUGGCUUUGUACUAUUUCACCACCGUGGUUCCACGGUGUAUCCACCGCGUAAUCACAGUGGAAACACCGUGUAUACACAGUGGUCAAGCCACCGUGGAAUCACGGUGGAUACACCGCGUAAUCACAGUGGUAAAAUGGAACAAACCCACCGUGUUUCCACUGUGAUUCAAAUCUGCGAGGGCGCUUAUUUAAUAUAUAAAUCUAAGAUUUUUUUAUUUAAUUAUUUAUAACUUAGCUACAUCUGUUAGUUUAUUGUCUAUUGGCAGUAAAUAGAGGGGAUUUUUGCUCUUUAAAAGUUCCUUUUUUAAAGAGAAUUAAAUUUCCUAUGAAAUUGUCAUUCACUUUUUUGCUGUAAGCCUAGUUGAAUCGUUUGUUUGAGAAACCCCAUAAGUCAACCCUGGUGAAAAUUUUUCGGACUUUUGUCCGAAAAAGUCUUUAGAACUCUAGAACUGAGUUUUUCAGGCAGAAGUCCGAAAAAUUUUCACCAGGGAAGAAAACAAAAUUUUUCAGGAAACACAAAAUAGUAUAUUACACACCGAGGGAAGUAAAGUAAGAAAUGUCUCAGAUCACAUGUUUGUUGACCUCGGCUUCGCCUCGGCCAACAAUUACAUGUGAUCUGAGACAUUUCUUACUUUACUUCCCUCGGUGUGUAAUAUACUAUUUUGGAAAAACUUGCGAUUAAAAUAAUAAAUAAAUAAUUGAAGACAAUAAUGUUAGCGUCUCUGAAAAAGAUUCAAAUAAGAAAAAUUCAAUUUUGUAAUUGAAACUACUUAACAAAAUUAUUUAAAGUUGAUCGACUUAUGGAGUUUCUCAACCAAACGGAAAAAAAGUUAUAAAAUCAUUGUUUUUUUUUUUUCCACUCAAAUCAUUUAUUAGACUGAUAAAAUAAAGUAAAAAAUAUGUAUUUGAACUCUGAAACCCAGAAAUUACAUAAAAUAAUAAUUAAUUUCAAAAUUUUAAUUAGACAUAUAACAGUCAAGAAUAAAACUACAUUUGAAAUUUAUUUCCAAAAAAAGCGCGAAUUUUAAAUAAAAACAAAAUUUUUUUUGUAAAACUAGAACUGGACAUGUUUCUAUAAGAAACCUGAUAAGUCAAUGACUUAUGGGGUUUCUCAAUUAAAUGAAAUUGCUGUUAAUUGUUUUUUUAAACGCUGAUUUGAUGCAUAUUUUUAUUGAUUUCUAUGGGGGGGGGGGGCAUCCAAAGAACCCAAAAAUGCAAAAAACCUAAUUUCGAAAAAAACAUGACUUAUGGGGUAUCUCAAAUAAACAAUUCAGUUGUUUACUAGGAAAAAGCAGAAAAAAAUGAAAAAUUUAUAAAAAUUUGCUUGAAAAUUUUUUAUCAGGAGAAUCCGUCAAGUCAAUUAGUGUGCAAUGAUAUUUUGACAUGGGACUUGAAAAAAAAAAUAGUCAUCUUAAACGAAGCACCCCAAUAUGUCUAUAUUUAUAUAUAUAUAUAUAUACUAAUGAUCGAUAAAAAAAUGUCCAGUUCUUUGAUCUUACAUUAUUUUUAACAAUGUGUUUGACAGCUAAAUAAAUUUGACAACUGUCGAUGAAAUGGUCUAUAAAUAAUAUUGGAAAUAAUUGAAAAAAUUGUAUUUAUUGUAAAAGAUGUAAUAUACAGAUCAAAAGUUUUAAAGUUACUGUUUAAAAAAAAAUUUUAAAACAAAAUAAAAAUAAUUAAAUACUCGGUAAUAGUUUAUUUUUCUACAUAGAACACCGAGUUAUUAAAUAAAAUAUAAGACUCUUUCAUCAAUUUGUCAUCACUAUAUCUAUUAAUAUAUUAAACAUAUGUUACAUCGCAUAGUGAAAUUAUUUAAAAAAUUAUAAAUCGAGUAAAAGUAUUGAACACCGAUUUGUUAUAAAAUGUAAGUUGUUGAUGAAUUAAAUUAUGAAAAGUUAAACCUAAAUUUCAAGAACAUGCACGGCCUAAUUGCGAGUCUAUUGGUAAAAAUAAUUUAUCUGUAUUUUUAAUUUACCCAUAGUUUUAUUUCUCAAUAGAUAAAAAAUAUUUAUUAUGGAUAUGUAUUAUAUUUAAUACUUCAAAAAUAUUUUAUUUAAUUAUUUGUCCUCUAACUAUAUUGAUAUUAACGAAAAACAAAAAUAAAACUAGACUCGCACGGUGAAACAAUCGAAAAAAAUUAUCAAAAAUAACAAUGAUUAUAGAGAGCACAUCGACGAGUAUACAUUGAAAUAUAAAAAUAUAUAAAGUUUAUAUCAGAAUAGCAAUGAUUUUUUAAAAAUCAUAAUUCAUUGUAUAACUUAAAAAUAUACUUUCUUACUAAUUUAUUUUUAUUCUAUCGACAAACGAAAUCUUGUAGUUAAUAUCUUAUUAUAAUAAUACAAAUAUAGAAAAAAUAAAUCUUAUGUGUAUACUGAAUAUUGUAAAUUAAUAAUAUAUAAUUAUAAAUGAUGUUGUAUAAAUAAUUUAUCUGAAAACAAUAAUACAUUAAAGAGAAAACAGACAAAAAUAAAUAAAUUAUU
Microplitis mediator is the source of this 8021-nucleotide messenger RNA. It is a transcript of the gene Ac3, whose product is annotated as adenylate cyclase type 3-like. The coding region runs from base 976 to 3996 and encodes 1006 amino acids. Gene Ontology annotation, biological process: cAMP biosynthetic process; intracellular signal transduction; adenylate cyclase-activating G protein-coupled receptor signaling pathway. The transcript is spliced from 10 exons. The record is from RefSeq and is a predicted model, not a curated record. Gene Ontology annotation, molecular function: adenylate cyclase activity. Lineage: Eukaryota; Metazoa; Arthropoda; Insecta; Hymenoptera; Braconidae.